Messenger RNA from Metarhizium brunneum ARSEF 3297, 2043 nucleotides. RefSeq lists its product as uncharacterized. Lineage: Eukaryota; Fungi; Ascomycota; Sordariomycetes; Hypocreales; Clavicipitaceae. The record is from RefSeq and is a predicted model, not a curated record.
AUGACCAUUCUUUCUAUACUGCUUCACUUCCUCCUCUGGUCUCUGCAAAGCUGCGCCCUAAGUGUGCCGACUAGCCAUGAUCCAACUUUGGAUUUAUCACCCUAUCCAGGUGUUGUUGGUACUCACGAAUCUGACUUCCUCCUACGUAAGCGACAAUCAAGCAGCGAUAUCUUGAUUGCCCUCUACGCCCGGGGCCUUAACGCCGAAGCCCGCAAAGCAGCAGGAAUCGAAGCCUUUCACUGGGGUAUUCACAUUACUCCCGAGGGCGCUCUGAAGUCGGAGAAGACAACAUCCCUGUUCCACGUAAUCAACCAGGAGGAGAAUAUCAAAUUAUUCCAGUACGAGAAGAGGACAAUUAACCCGUUUAGGCAGCGUGUCAUAUUUGCACGUGUCAAGGUCGGCACGCUGCCUGCCACCGUCUCCGUCGACAAGGUGGACGAGCUGCUUUCCCAGGUCCAGGCGCCAAGUAAACUCGAAAACCCCGGCGACAGCUGCGUUACAUGGGCGGUUUGCGGCAUAAAAAAGUUGCAAGAAAACGGUAUAAUUGAGAACUUUGACACGGCGGGUUUUGCCGAUAAAGUCCUGGAAUAUGGAGAACAACAGACUAGGGCUCUUGAUGACGACGAACCCGAGUUUGAGGCAGACGAAUUCGACAUUGGCAAUUACGAUGCCAAGGAGGGAAAAAUUAUAAGGCAAGAGUCUGUCCCCUGCAAACGGGCGGGCGAGCCCUGUAUCAACCCUAACCCCAAGGAAAAGGAAACCGAGCCUGCAGUCGAAAAGCCGGAAGAUGCCGAGCUGAUAGCCGUGGCCAAGGAGAAGUCCAAGGAAAAUUUUGAUGGCCUCUUGGAAGAGUUCAACUAUGGCAGUGUGGUAAAGCAGGACAAGCUAUACGGCGAGCUGAAUGCACGGCUACCUGAGUUUAGCGCGCCGCGGGUUGAGAGAAUCGCCGGCUUUGCUAGUAAACUCGGCGAGGGCGCCCUGGCUAUUGGCGGACUUGUCCUUUACGGCAAGGCUGUGGCGGAUGUGUUCGCAAGCGAGGAUGCCAGCGUCUUGGACAAGGCCGCGGUGGUGACAUCCAUCUUGCCCGGCAUUGGCUGCGCCGUACAGCUUGCAGAUGAUGAGCAAAAGGGGCAAGUUGACGUCACCCAUACUGCGUUGUGCUUUACCGAAGAUGCUCUGCUGGUCUCUGGGUUCUGGGAAAUCGCCCUGGUAAUGCAGGUAGGAGAAGAGAUCAGCAACUGGAUACAAGCAGAGAACGAGCGGAGCAAGUUCUGGGACGGGGAUCUCCUUGCACAAAAGGGUGCAGAGGGAUGGCUUCAGAAUGUCAAGAGGCUGAUCAAUCAUAUUAAAGGAGAUGAGUUUUUUGUCAAUGCCACAAGCCAGUUUGCGACAUACCAGAUCCUUACUCUGUAUCAAGCGUCGCAGCUUACUGGCGACCUGCAUGCUACUGCGAAAACGAACCCGCAAGGCAUCGAGGCUGAUAUCCACGCCCAUGUCCAACCAGAGCUCAAACGGCAAAUCUGUUCAGUUAUAUCAGACAGCAAGCGGCAGCUACAGGCGAAGCUUGAGGGUAUAGCUCUGAAUCACACGGCAAAGCUGGAGCGCGAGUUUAAAAACCAGUUCCUGGAUGACUGGCUAAAGGCGGCGACCACGCCGAAGCCGAUAUUCGGCAUAACACUGCCAGACUUUGAGAGCAAUACGAAACUCAUCCACGAGCAGGUUGAGAAAGCCAGAAAUUCACCCCUGCAACUGUAUGAAAAGGAAGUCAAGGCGGCUAUUAGGGAGGUAAUUGAGCGGCUGCCAACACCUGCUCCAUGCCAGUGUGAUCAGGGCAAGAAGGGAGGCAAGUGCGAAUUUGGCGGCUGCCAAAGCACGAAACCUGAAGGGCACCCCCAGGAUGCGGGAGGGAGAAUAUAUACUGCCAACGUGCAGUCUAUAGAGGUGGCCAAGAGACUGCGUUUGACAGACACUUGCCAGGCCCUCUUCGCGAAGUGUCAGGGAGGCGAAGCUGGCAGGGCCCUAUUCUGCACGCCGGGCAAGUAA